UUACACUACAUGUCACAUUCACCCAUGCACAUACACAUUCACACGCUGAUGGGUGAGGGUACCGUACAAGCCGCUUCUGCUGCUACUCAGUGAGCAUUCACACACGCUAACACACUGAUGGAGCAGUCAUUGGAAGCAAUGUGGGGUUUAGUGUCUUGCCCAAGGAUACUUCAAUGUGCAGACUGAAGGAGCCGGGGAGUGAGCCGCUGAUCUUUCAAUCGGUGGACACUUUACCUCUGAGCUACGGUUCAAGAGAUACAUACACACACACACACACACGCACACACACACUCAUAAAGUAGCAUAGUAACAAUACCAACAUGUAAGGAAAAAGAGCAACUAAUUAGAACAAUUGAGGAAAAAAAACAAAUAUACAUGAAUCAUUUAAAAAUACAGCAAAAAAGAAUUUCAGAAAAAUAUAUAGUGUUGUAACUGUAAGUGUUAUUGUUACUUCAAAGGGCUUAAUAUGCAUAUACAUACAAACAUACCCAUAUCUAUGGACACAUAUAAAGAUAUAUCUACACAUAAGUGCAUAUACAUCACAUACACGUUUACACAUACCAUACUCAUCCAUACACAUAAACAUCACAUACUUUGGAAUAUGUUCAGUUAUACAAACAAAACAGACAUGGUUUGUAUUUACAUCCCAGCAUUAAUAACCUCUUCGAAAUCUGUAUUCUUCUGUCAAAUUCUGACGUUCUUUUUUUUUUUUUCUUAACUCCUUCCACACCUUGACUUUUUUUUCUAAUGGAGUUGAAAGAAAUUAUAUUGCAGAAUUAUUUUUCUUUCAACUCAUGCUGUGCUUCCUAUUGAGAGCUUCUAUGAAUAAGGAGGUGGGGAUUUGUUUUGCUGCUGCCCUGCUACAGGUUGUUAUUAUACAUGCCAUCAUGACACACCCAGAUGAGACCCACCAUGCCAGACACAGCUUUAAAAAUCUGGCACUAUCGGGGCAUUUCAUUACCCCCUGAGUGAGCCCAUUGUGCCAGAGCAUUACUGACCCAUUACACCAGUGUACCUCCAUCUAACUAGAGGCCCCUGCUUGUCUACACACUGUGUGCUGUGGAGAACAUCAACAGUUUAAGGAUUUCACCCUCUGCACUACAGGCUACUUCCUUGUCAGAUGGUAAAGGGUCACAUGAGGUCAAUGAUUCGGGCUUUCCAUUACAGCAUGUUUUGUUGUGCACACAUCCCUCUUUACAUCACAGUGAAGCCUUAAACAACCAAAACUCCCUCAUCAUCCAGUCUCCACCUUGGAUCUUCAUCCUCAUCUUCAUGGUGACCUUACAGUGCAGGGUGAUGCUGUCCUGGUGUGUUCAUGUCAUAUCAUCUGUCCGUUACCCAUCUAACAGCAGAGAGUAGAGUUGUGUUGAAGUGUGGCAUGUGGAUAAAGUGAUCCUCGAUCUAUGCCACCGGGCAACGCUCAUCCCCCCUCGCUGUGACCUUGCAGCCUGUCCCCGUGUGGCAUUGCCUUACCGUGCCUCAGCACUACAUUCUCCCAGCAACACACACAAAAGACACACACAUUGUCUUUGUGACACACAUUCUGUGCAUAUUUUCACUGGCACACAUAAGUGAACACACAGGGAAACUAACUGAGGCCUGCCCCCCACACACAUACACACCACACACACUCAUACCAAUCGCAGAGAGUGCUUUGUGCAUUCACUGACUGGGCAGCUACUGAAGAGAGAGAGAGGGAGGCUGGUGGGAGGAGGGAGAUGAAGACAGCAAGAGACAGAGGGAUUACAAAGAGAAGCAGACCCAGACAGAUAGAGGAGAAGAAGAGAUAAGAGUUGCAGUGGGACAGAGGAGACACAUCCAGUAAACAGUAAGCGGUGGAAAGGCAGGGUGAAGGGGACAGGAAAGGCAAUACAGGAAUAGGAAGGGAAACAGGGCUUGUCCAACAGAGAGGAAGAGAGUAGGUUGUUGUUAAAGAGGCUGGGGGGAACUGAUGGGAUGGCAUUGAUCUCUGGGAGCUGCCGGCUCCUGGGCCAGAUGGCGUCUUGUUGCUGCAGACCGCUGCUCAACUCCUGCUGCUGUGGACCGUUCAUCAAAGUCUGCCUCUCCUCCUUCACAGACAUCUCUCCUGCUGAGCUGGAUGCUCUUUGGAGGGAACCACCGUAUACUCUCGGGGGAGCAAAUGAGCACUUCCCAGGAAAUGACAUCAUGACUCAAGGUGCAGGUGAGGAGGAGGAUGGUCCAGUGGUGGAGUCAGGUGAAGGAGGGGUGGAGCCUGACAGCUACUGGAAAAAGAAGGAAGCCUUCCUCAGAGGAAGCACUGUCUCGCUGGGAGAGAAAUUCUCAUCAGAAAUUGUGCUGCUGUUCACUGGGCGGAGGCGCUCCAGUGUGGCUCCUGACCGAGCCCUACAGGAGGCGCUGCGCACCCGACUCCGAGUGGUGGAGAGCAACAGCCAAGACGUCAUCCAGCUCUUUAAAGACUUGUCUGCACGUCUGGUUUGUGUCCACGCUGAGAAGGAUAGCUUUGUGCUCACAUUUAAGACUGUGGAGGAAAUAUGGAAGUUUUCAACUUACCUAGCAUUAGGUUUUGUGGCUCGCUGCUUGGAGAACUUCCUGUGUGAUCAGUCCUUCUGGCUGGACCCAGAGCUGCUCAGUGACCUACAGAUCAGUGUAACUGUGGACGAAGAACAUCUGGCAACCCUCUACCUGGGACUGUUACUCCAGGAGGGAUCCUUCUUUGCCAAGGCGCUAUUCACAAGAAGCGAGCAGGAUGAGGACGACGAAGAGCAGCUGUCGUUCAAAAAGAAUGACUUGCUGAUGGUGAGGGACACGGGGCAGGACAACAUGUGGGAGGGCACCAUGCUCUCCACAGGAAACCACGGCCUGGUUCCACUCAACGCCAUGCAACCGCUGCCUUACCCCUUCUAUCAGUGGUUCCUGAGGAAGUACCCGGGCAAUGCUGGAUGCUCACCAGCAGAAAAGGAACCAUUCGAACAUUCAAUUGUGACAGGUUCCUGUGUAGCAGUAGUCGACUACAGUCCAGUUGGCCCAGAUGAGCUUCAGCUGAGUCAAGGUGACAUUGUGGAGAUCCAGGGUCUUCUAGUCCGAGGCCUGGGUGUGUUCAUUGGAACACACACUUCCACAGGUCACACUGGUUUUGUACACAAGGCCCACGUCAAGCCACUGGACACCGAACCCCUAGACGCACGGUUGGUCUUUCUGACUGAGGAGGAGAGGGCCAGCCUUGCUCAAGUUAACCCGUGUAGCUCUGAGCCAAGUGACAGCGGCCUGCUGGAAAGACUCUUCUCGACCGACAUCAGCUCUGUGUACAGGCUAGACAGACUGGACGAGACUGACUUCAUGUACAUCAGGAAUCGGCCAAAACAUGAACUUAAGAUUCCUGCAAGCGCUCGUCAGAGCGUCAUGUCAGAGAAAAGUGGAGGAACGCCGCCGUAUCACUCCUCUCCUCGCGCCUCUCUCUCUCAUUCCUCCCCUCGUCUGUCCCUCUAUCAGUCCCACAAUCCUCUACCACGUGAGGGAGAGCGCCUGUCCUUUACUCUGGAUGACACAUUCAGAGAGAUGGAUGAGUUCCAGGAAGACCCACCUCUCUUCUUGGAGGAGAACAGCUGGGAGGGGGAGGACUCAGAGUUCAGUGACCCGACACUGACCCUGCUGAACCACGAACACUUCCAGGAGGACUUCCUGCCGCUGUACGACCUGCAGUAUUCCUUCCUGUGGGUGACCUUCAGCGGUAAGACUGAGGACGAGCUAUCGGGGCACCUGGAGAGUGUCAGGGAGUGCGCCAAGAGGAUGGGCCUGCACUGGGCACAUCGACGGGCAUGCUUCCUCCUGGGGAGACUCUGUGCCAGGAAGCUGAAGUUCUCCCAGGCCCGUGUGUACUACGAGGAGGCUCUCAGUGUUCGUGUGGACAGUUUCUCUGACACGCCGCUCCUCAUCGCUCUUUUCACAAACCUCACUGCCGUUUACCUGAAGCAGCGUAUGACCGACAAACUGCCGCAGACUCUGGAGAAGGCGAGUGCCCUGCUCCUGUGUCUCCCCUGCCACACCUUCACCUCCACCGACGAGCUUGAGCUGCUGCAGCUGCUCCUGAGGAGAUCGGUGGUGAUGGGGGACAAACACCUGGAGGCUCGUGUCUGCUACCUUGUGUCCAGCCUCUUCCUGUUUCUCAGGAAGACUGAUGACGCCCUUCCCUUCGUUGAGCGACUCCAGUUUCUCGCUGUGACUUUCUCUGCCACCAAUGGGGCUCCCAUAGCUCCUUUGGACCUUAACUGGCUCUUGAGCUGGCUAUAUCAUCGUAAAUACAUGCCUUACUUAGCCCUGGCCUCUCUGAGCCUGGACUCAAGACAAGACCACUCCCUCCAUGAUGCUUUCCAGAGGAUUGAGUUGUUUAUCAGGAACUCUGUUCGCCUGAACCCAUGCUGGAGGGAAGGAACCUCCCUGCUCCCUGCCCAGAUUGUGAUCUACCUUCAGCAGGCCCUGAUUAUAGCUGAGCAAGGGGAGGACAUGAAGACACAGAGGGACCUGUGUCAGGGCUUGGCCACUGUCUACCAGCAGUAUGAUGCUCUAGAUAAGGCUGUGCGCUGUGCUCAACAAGCUGUGGAGACCGGGGGCCACAUCAAUGAGGAGGAGAGCUUUGAGGCCUCUGUGUUGCUCGGGUGGCUGCUGGUGUUGACAGGCCAGGCUGAGAGGGCCCAGAAUGUCCUACAGCCACUGCUCACAUCACUCCAGGGCACAGACAGUCCCACGCAGCGAGGAGUGAUCCACAACCUCUUGGCUUUGUGUUUGAGGCGGCAGGGUCGAAUCCCAGAGGCAGGCUGGCAUCUCCACUCUGCCCUGCUGAUUUCCAGGGAAAGUGGAAACCAAAGGAACCAGGCCCUUGCACUGGCCAACCUGGGCUGCCUGGCUUUGGAUGUUGGGGCAUCUACGGUGGCAGAACGCUUCCUGGUCAGAUCCCUACGUCUUUUUCUGGAGCUGUGGGAAAGCCCCACGGACGAGGAGCACGUUCAGACCUACCUUUGGCUGGGGCGGAGCUACAAAGACAGGAGGAAGAGUCAGGACAGCAGGGCGUGUUAUGAAAUGGGGCUGCUAAUCGCACUACAUGCCAGAAACUUACACAGUCAGAUGGUGGUGGCCAAGGUGCUGAGUCGACUGUAUGAUGACAUGUUACUGUACGGCCAGAGCAUCGUCUACUAUGAGCACUGUGUGUCAGUAUCCAGAGAGCUGAAGGACAAGAGACUGGAGGGAGAGUAUCUGGAAAUCCUCAGCAGCCUCUACCUCUCACUCAACACUGAAAAAUCAUCUCGGAAAUCUCUGGACUACACCAAGCAGAGCCUGAGGAUUUCUAUUGAUUUGGGCAAGAGAGAAGAAGAGUCAGAGACGUGGCUGCAGGUGGGACGCAUCUACUACCUCAUCCAAGAGGACGAGCUAGCUGACAUGUACCUGCAGGCAGCAGUGAAGACAGCCCUGAGGAUGAAUGACCAUCACUUUGCCAUGAACAUCUACGAGGAGGCAGGAGACGUCUACUUUAAAGGCCACAGGAACAGGAUGGCUUCACUGCCUUUCUACAGGGAUGGCAGUCUGCCAUUUGCACGGAGCAUCAGGGACGUCCACUCAGAGUUCCGUUUGUUGAGUAAACUGACAGAGCUGUUAAUGACCCAGGGAGAGCAGGAGGAGGCUCUGCAGUACGCAACACUGGCUGUUCAGAUCACCGGCAAAACAGGUGUGCAAGUGAAUGAGAGGACAGCCUACCACCGGCUGGCUACAGUCUACUACAACCUGCAGCAGUAUGAGAUGGCAGAAAACUACUACCUCAAGUCCCUGUCCCUCUGCCCGCCUGUCCUGCAGGACCCCAUGGAGGCCCGGUACUACACCAAGGUGUACUGCAGACUGGGCAAUCUCACUCUACACAAACUGAAGGAUUCUUUUGAUGCGGUGGGCUACUUCCAGUUGGCUCUGGCAGCGGCGCUGGAGGACCAAAGUAACCCCGAGGCUCUGUACGUGGUGUACAUGAAGCUGGCUGAGAUCCACGGCAACCACAUGCCCGAUCCUCAACUGUGCCAAGUUUAUAGAGACAGAGCCCAGAGUCUGAAGAGAAUUCUGGCUGGGGAGGAAGGCGCUGCUGUUGUAGAGGAAAACAUGGCGGAUGCAGACACAGAGCUGGGCCAAAAGAAGGAAGAGGACUCCGGUGCUGAUAUGGAACGUACAGAAAGUUUGGUUAAGAGAAACGGUGUUUUCACAUCUACACCUGAAAAUAAAAAACGUGACGACAACUCAUUUCCAAGAACCUCUUUUAUCAGUGAAGACAAAGAGGACAGACAUGCAGACACUGACACUGGAGAUACUAAUGGGAAAGAUCACAGCAAUAAUCUCGAUGCAGAUGGCCCUUUUGUGGAUGCCUUCGACACACAAACCAUUGCCAGUCAGUCCUACAGUGACAGUAUUCUUACUGAGUCCUUUGAUACAGCCAAGGAGCAGAUCUCAGACUCUAGCAGCUCCACUGAUACUUUACAAACUUAUCAGAAUCAAACAGAUGGGACAGACUUUGAUACUGACCACAGCAUGCCCAGUCAAAUACACAUAAGUGACAUCACAAGACACAGAGGCAGCCACAACACAGAUUCUGAUAUUCAGGAUGAACAAAACACCCCCACUAAAGGAACUCACACAGAUCCUUUUCAAAAGGAUGUCAGUGAUGAGGACAAUCAGUCUGAUAUUAACCGAGACUGUUAGCAUAGCAACAACACAGAGAGAGAUACAUGUGAAACUGGUGACACACACACACAGUCUACACAGUCUCCUAUUGGCACUUUAUGUUCUUCACUGACAUUUCCUCUGUCUGGUCACAUGUGUCUUGACCAGCAAACUGACUCCAACGUUCCAGCCAUGUGGCACUUAUUGUAGGACAGAUGAUGUCAAUACUGUUAAGUUUUCAGAGAUUUACUGACAUUGAAGCAUGUGCCUUUUGUAUAAUAUGUUCUGUGGUUAUUACAGUGCAUUGUGCUUGUAAUAUAUGUUUUCUAAGUGUAUGUUUUUGUAUCUCUGGAAGAUAUGACUCAAACAUAAAGAAUGUUAUUUUCUUUGCUGA
Messenger RNA from Epinephelus lanceolatus (giant grouper), 7063 nucleotides. RefSeq names its product SH3 domain and tetratricopeptide repeats 2 (gene sh3tc2). Gene Ontology annotation, molecular function: protein binding. Gene Ontology annotation, biological process: regulation of intracellular protein transport; regulation of ERBB signaling pathway. NCBI's taxonomy places the organism in Eukaryota, Metazoa, Chordata, Actinopteri, Perciformes, Serranidae. The record is from RefSeq and is a predicted model, not a curated record.